This is a messenger RNA of Cololabis saira (Pacific saury), 2704 nucleotides long. It is a transcript of the gene atad5b, whose product is annotated as ATPase family AAA domain containing 5b. The record is from RefSeq and is a predicted model, not a curated record. NCBI's taxonomy places the organism in Eukaryota, Metazoa, Chordata, Actinopteri, Beloniformes, Belonidae. Gene Ontology annotation, molecular function: DNA clamp unloader activity; DNA binding; ATP binding. The transcript is spliced from 13 exons. Gene Ontology annotation, cellular component: nucleus. The coding region runs from base 1 to 2658 and encodes 885 amino acids.
AUGAGAAACCGAUUAAAGCGGAGCAGAAACCUGCAGGACUCAUCUAACACAGGGAAGAAGUGUUUCCAAACCCCUGAUGUGAUCGUUUUGUCAGAUUCAAGCUGCUCUGGAGCGAAAACCUGCAAGAUUGCACCAAUUUUCUUAAAACGUCAGAAUAUUCCUCGGUGCAAAGACGUGAAAGUGAAAGAUUCAGACGCUUUCCUCCCCCUGAAAGAGGAAGACGGGACAGUUCUGCCCUCCUGCAGGAGAAAACUGUCAUCCUCAGAUUUACAAACCCGUCUGGAACAAAUCCAAACAUCCAACCCAACGUUUCCAGUCCAAACUACUUUCAGAGCCUUGCAGAAGAAAACGAGACGGAACCUGCAGGAGGACGAGAGUUCUGCAGGCGGCUCGUUGCUCUCCGAGUCCGUGCACGAUGACCUGCAGGAGAAAAGGAAACGGGGAGACGACGUUUCUGGGAGGUCAGCGAAGCGUCUGAGGCCCGGUGCUGGUUCUGGUUCUGGUUCUGGUUCUGGUAUCGGUUACUCAGUACGAAGCAGUGAGACGGGUCCGAGUCCAGCAGACCCCACGAGCAGUGAUUCAGAUUUUGAGGAUGAGCUUUGGACGGAUAAGUUCAGCCCUCGGCAUCCCCGUGAGGUCGUUGGUAAUCCGGCCUCCGUCUCUAAACUGCACAGUUGGCUGGAGAGGUGGAAGCUGAGAGCCGAUGCCGAGGAGAGAAGGAGGAUGGAGGAGACGAGGCGAGGAGACAACGGUAAAGCUCUGGACGUUGUGGACUCGUGGGACUGCGGAGACUUCCAGGGGGAGGCCGGGUCGGCUGACGGAGGACCGGGGUUCCUCUGCAGCGCCGUGCUGGUGUCAGGACCCCCGGGGGCGGGGAAGACGGCCUCGGUGUACGCCUGCGCCCUGGACCUGGGCUUCCAGGUGUUUGAGGUGAACUGCUCGUCUCAGCGCUGCGGCCGCAGCGUUCUGGCCCGGCUGAAGGAGGCGACCCAGUCCCACCUGGUGGACGCUUCUGGUUCUGGUUCUGGUUCUGGUUCUGGGGGGGAACCGCUGAGGCCGGCGUACUUCAACAACUACGCCGGCGCUGGUACCGGUCCUGGAGCGGAAACCCGUCCAGGGAAAACGACGCGUCCUAAAACUGUGGCCUGGACCUCGAGGAAGAGGACGGUGCGGGGAGGACGCGGGUCUGGACGCGGGUCUGGACGCGGUUCUGGACGCGGAGGAAAGCCCAACGCCCUCACGUUGGCUCACUUCUUCAAGAUGAAGGAGAAGGCGGAUCGUCUGCACUUCGGCGUUGCUGAGGGGGAGGAGCCUGUGAGCGCGUCAGCGGCGCCGCGGAGCAAGAAGUCUGCCACGUCGCUCAUCCUGUUUGAGGAGGUUGACGUCAUCUUUGAGGACGACGUCGGCUUCCUGGCAGCCAUCAAAGCGUUCACGGCGACCACGAAGCGGCCGGUCGUCCUGACGACCAGCGAUCCCUCGUUCAGGGAGAGGUUUGACGGCGACCUGGAGGAGGUCGUGUUCGAGACUCCGUCGGUGGUGGACGUGAGCAACUUCCUGCAGCGGGUCUGUCUGGCCCAGGGGGCGACGCUGGAGCCCGACGACGCAGCAGAGCUCUGCAGACUGACCCGGGGAGACGUCAGGCGCUGCCUGCUGCAGCUGCAGCUCUGGGUGCGAGGGGGCGGGGCUAGAGGAGGGGGCGGGGCUAAAGGAGGGGGCGGGGCUAGAGGAGGAGGGGGCGGGGCUUCUCAGGCUAGCCAUGUCCCAUCGCCUCCUCCAGGCCGAACCGGCUGCUCCGCCAGUCUGCUGGGUCUCCACCCCGUCAGCCCAGAUUAUCUUCUCAACCUCUUACAGGCGAGUAUAAUCUUCACAUCGCGCCGGCCCUGGUCCGAAGCGGAGACGAAAACACUCCUGGAUCUCCUGGCCGAGAGCUGGAGGCGAGACGUUCCUCUCCUGCACUCCAACCUGGAGCUGCUGCUGUCGCUGGGACUGGAGAGACUUGAGGCCUCCGGUUCUCACCGGGAUCUUCAGGUCCAACAGAGGAACCGAACCCCCGGUCCUGAGGACCCGGUGAGCGUCAGCAGACCCGUACGGAGCGUCUCGCGGCUCAGCCGAAGGAGAGUUCUUCCAACGGUGCCGUCCUCCGGUUUGAGGACUGAACCUCCGGGGACGGGGACUCGGUCCGGACCACAGACGGGUUUCUUGGACGCGCUGGCCGACCUCUUUGACCUCACGUCCGUCCUGGACGCCUCCCUGACCGAUGUUUCAGGCCCGGCCACACCUGAAGCCUUCGUUUGCACCGGAGCAGCGCUGAGGGACGGCCUGCUGGACGAGACGGUUUGGAAACUCAUUUUAACCCCUGUUAACUCCUCCAGCGGGCCUCUGAGCCGGUACCAGCUGAACGGCUCGGUGCUGAGCAGCGCCGCCUUCGGCCCGCUGGGGAACCGGCGGGCCGUCUUCCUGGACUACGUCCCGGUGCUCCGAUCCAUCCGCCGCUCCAUCGACGCACGGAGACGAAAAGGAGAGUUGGUGAGGUGUGGGAACUACCUGAGCAUCUCUCACCUGGGCCUCCCCAAGUCCACCGUCAGACUCCUGGCGGAGGAUUUCCCUUCAGGACAAGUUCGGAAAGACUUUUAUUUGAACAAAAAACCCUCAAAUUGACUUCAGCUGAGGUGAAGAAUCAUGUUCUUUUAUUUUACCGUUCACA